Messenger RNA from Sciurus carolinensis (gray squirrel), 5334 nucleotides. RefSeq names its product transient receptor potential cation channel subfamily V member 3 (gene Trpv3). Lineage: Eukaryota; Metazoa; Chordata; Mammalia; Rodentia; Sciuridae. The transcript is spliced from 18 exons. Gene Ontology annotation, cellular component: membrane. The record is from RefSeq and is a predicted model, not a curated record. Gene Ontology annotation, biological process: calcium ion import across plasma membrane. Bases 127 to 2502 code for a protein of 791 amino acids. Gene Ontology annotation, molecular function: calcium channel activity; protein binding.
AGUCCUUGUGUCUGCCAUGAACAUCUCUCGCUGCCUUGGCCGCCAUCCCAGCGGGGGGCCUUGGGCCCUGGACAUGCGGUGAUUUCAGAGCAAGAGCUAUCAUCACCACCCAGGACCUUGACAGCCAUGCAUGCCCAUCCAAAGGAGAUGGUGCCACUUGUGGGCAGAAGGGCCACUGGCCCCAGUGGGAACCCUGUUGUCCUGACAGAGAAGAGGCCAGCGGAAGUCACCCCCACCAAGAAGAGUGCACACUUCUUCCUGGAGAUAGAAGGGUUUGAGCCCAACCCAACUGUUGCCAAGACCUCUCCCCCCAUCUUCUCCAAGCCCAUGGAUUCCAACAUCAGGCAGUGUGUCUCUGGCAACUGUGAUGAUAUGGACUCCCCCCAGUCUCCACAGGAUGAUGUGACAGAGACUCCAUCCAAUCCCAACAGUCCAAGUGCAAACCUGGCCAAGGAAGAGCAGAGGCGUAAGAAGAAGCGGCUGAAGAAGCGUAUCUUUACAGCAGUGUCUGAGGGCUGCGUGGAGGAGCUGGUGGAGCUGCUGGUGGAGCUGCAGGAACUUUGCAAGAGGCGCCGUGGCAUGGAUGUGUCUGACUUCCUCAUGCACAAACUGACGGCCUUGGACACGGGGAAGACCUGCCUGAUGAAGGCCUUGCUAAACAUCAACCCCAACACCAAGGAGAUCAUUCGGAUCCUGCUCGCCUUCGCUGAGGAGAAUGACAUCCUGGACAGGUUCAUCAACGCUGAGUAUACUGAGGAGGCCUAUGAAGGGCAGACGGCGCUGAACAUCGCCAUUGAGCGGCGCCAGGGAGACAUCACUGCGGUGCUCAUCGCGGCGGGCGCCGACGUCAACGCCCAUGCCAAGGGGGUCUUCUUCAACCCCAAGUACCAGCACGAAGGCUUCUACUUCGGUGAGACACCCCUGGCCCUGGCAGCAUGCACCAACCAGCCCGAGAUUGUGCAGCUGCUGAUGGAGAACGAGCAGACAGACAUCGCCUCCCAGGACUCACGGGGAAACAACAUCCUACAUGCACUGGUGACGGUAGCUGAGGACUUCAAGACACAGAAUGACUUUGUUAAGCGCAUGUACGACAUGAUCCUGCUGAGGAGCGGCAACUGGGAGCUGGAGACCACACGCAACAAUGAUGGUCUCACACCGCUGCAGCUGGCCGCCAAGAUGGGCAAGGCCGAGAUCCUCAAGUACAUCCUUAGUCGCGAAAUCAAGGAGAAGCCACUCCGGAGCCUGUCAAGGAAGUUUACUGACUGGGCAUAUGGCCCCGUGUCAUCCUCACUCUAUGACCUCACCAACGUGGACACCACAACAGACAAUUCUGUACUGGAAAUAAUCGUUUACAACACCAACAUUGAUAAUCGGCAUGAGAUGCUGACCCUGGAGCCUCUGCACACACUGUUGCACAUGAAGUGGAAGAAAUUUGCCAAGUACAUGUUCUUCCUGUCCUUCUGCUUUUAUUUCUUCUACAACAUCACCCUGACUCUUGUCUCUUACUACCGUCCCCGGGAGGAGGAGGCCCUUCCACACCCCUUGGCACUGACACACAAGAUGGGGUGGUUGCAGCUGUUGGGGAGGAUGUUUGUGCUCAUCUGGGCCACAUGCAUCUCUGUGAAAGAGGGUAUCGCGAUCUUCCUGCUCAGACCCUCAGAUCUGCAGUCCAUUCUGUCAGAUGCCUGGUUUCACUUUGUCUUUUUUAUCCAAGCUGUGCUUGUGAUACUGUCUGUCUUCUUGUACUUGUUUGCCUACAAAGAGUACCUCGCCUGCCUCGUGCUGGCCAUGGCCCUGGGCUGGGCGAACAUGCUCUACUACACGCGCGGCUUCCAGUCCAUGGGCAUGUACAGCGUCAUGAUCCAGAAGGUCAUUUUGCAUGAUGUCCUGAAGUUCUUGUUUGUAUAUAUCGUGUUCUUACUUGGAUUUGGAGUAGCCCUGGCCUCACUGAUUGAGAAGUGUUCCGAGGACAACAAGGACUGCAGCUCCUACGGCAGCUUCAGCGAUGCGGUGCUGGAGCUCUUCAAGCUCACCAUAGGCCUGGGUGACCUGAACAUCCAGCAGAACUCCACCUACCCCAUCCUCUUCCUGUUCCUGCUAAUCACCUAUGUCAUUCUCACCUUCGUCCUCCUCCUCAACAUGCUCAUCGCCCUGAUGGGAGAGACGGUGGAGAAUGUCUCCAAGGAGAGUGAGAGGAUCUGGCGCCUACAGAGAGCCAGGACAAUCUUGGAAUUUGAGAAAAUGUUACCAGAAUGGCUGAGAAGCCGAUUCCGGAUGGGAGAGCUGUGUAAAGUGGCAGAGGAAGACUUCCGGCUGUGUCUGCGGAUCAAUGAAGUGAAGUGGACUGAAUGGAAAACGCACGUCUCCUUCCUUAAUGAGGAUCCAGGGCCCAUCAGACGGACAGCAGAUAUCAACAAAAUCCAAGAUUCUUCCAGAAACAACAGCAAAACCACGCUCAAUGCGUUUGAUGAAAUGGAUGAAUUUCCAGAAACUUCAGUGUAGAAGCAGAACCCAGAACUGGUGUGAGCAUGGGGUGUUUGAUACUGCAGGUUGGGUCCUGGACUCUCUGCUGUAUGCAGAGUGGUGAUGAGAAGACAAGCAGAAAGCACCUCAGGCUGAGUGGGGGAUGUUGUGAGAGGCAGCUGUUAGCGUCCGAGAGGGAACGAAUCAGAUUUUCAUAUUCAGGAGAGUUAGUGUAAACCCAUGGCCAGCAGUCCUGAGUCUUGGAGGCUCCUGAAGUCUGGGUGAAGUCCCUGGUUUGAUCAGCUGCAGGUCAUCUUGGCUGGGACGACAGGUGUUGGAGAAGGGUAGGGAUCUGAGGGGCAGGGAGGGCAGUCUUUCCCAGCCCAUGGAUUCCACUAUUUCCCUUUCUAUGACUGGGUCUCCUGAAUAUGUGGGAGACUUUAGGUCCCAUCCCAGAAUGUGCAAGAAUUGAGUUAAAUUGGAUAUCCUGGGGGAGAAGGGGAAUGAGCUAUGGAAAUGCCUUUCCAGAACCUUCAGGAAACAGGAUACCCUUGGAAUGAAACUCAAGGCUCAAACCAUCUCAAACUAAGAGAUGUUUUUAGUAGUGUAAUUAACACAGCAUUUUUAUUUUUAAUAUAGAAAAGACAUUUCAGUUUUGAAUAACAAUCACUUCAGGUGAAGUAGGUGAAUUUAGAAGCUGAGAAAUAGAUUUUGAGCUUUCCGGUUGCAUGUACAGUAUUAUAUACUUGGCCUCAGUGUGGCCAGAGCCCAACAAUAAGCUUUUCUUUAUUCACAGGAGGCCUGCAGGAGAUGGACUGUGAUCUGGGUGAAAGGGCUUGGCUCUUUCCCCCUGGGGUCCCAUAGGGCUGCCUCUGAGCUGGGAGUGGCUUCAUCUGGGACAGAAAUAGCAGCUGUUCUAUUUUAUGGGUUUCAAUCUCAGAGGUGACUAGCAUACCACAGUUAUUCCUCAUUGGGGAAUUUAGCAAAAUAACUGAAAUGCUCUGUAGCAAGUAUUUUGUUCAUUGUGAAUUUUGAGGCUGAAGGAGAAGGCUCAUGAGAGAGAAGUAUUUGCCAAGGUUGGGGCCUAUUUUUAGAUCCUCACCCUCAGAUUUUCUGUCCCCUGAAAUUCCACAGAGUUUUGGGGCAGAGGUGGAGACUAAAGAAAUUUUCCAGUUGAUUAGAGCCCAACCAAUCAAAAAUCCACUGUCUUCUGUUAUUCACUGAAAGGAUUCAUGUGGGAAUUUUUGAGGUAGAAUUAUAAAGAUGGUCACUAUGAAUUUUAAUUCUAAAUGGGGCCUUCAGAUAACUUGGCAAUUGGCAAGUUGUUCUUACUUGAGGCAAACUGAGUCUAGGCUGUUCUCCACUGUGGGCUGCUUUGUCAGCUUAGGUAGGUAGAAAUUUGGCCUCCAUGUUCUUGAUGGGCCAGCUCAGGGGGAGGGGUGCAGCAUUGAGAACUGCAUGAUCUGCCCUAGUCCCUGCACACCAAGCUUCCCAGGGAGUCAACAAGUAUUCUGAGUGUAGCAGUCAGACCAGGCUCAAGUGUGAACAGGGGAAAGAAGGCUAGCCAUGUGUCUCCAGAGAAGGGAAGACUUGAAGGGGACAUCACGGGAGCAGAAGGAGAAGAUGUGUUGCAGAUGGACAGAACUAGGCAAAAAACCAGAGAAAGAUUUUGGUUUCAUUCAGUCUCCACCUGCUCCCAGUGAGCAGAGAUGUUUAAGCAGAAACUGGUUAAACAUUUAAUGGAGGUGUUGCCAAAGAAAGUAAUAGAAUGAAUCUUAAGAUUCCUUUCAGUCUUGAAAGUCUGCAAAUCAAUAUUCUAUAGCUAGAGUGACCUUGCAUUUAUCCUGAAUAGAUGUCCUUGUCUUGAAGGAUAGCCAUUGGAUCUAUGGUGCUAUGUACUAGGAGCUGGGAAUUCCAGAACUGAAUUGACUUACAUAUUGAUGGGUAAAAUCAUAUAGCUCUCCAUUUCCCACUUGGGCAAAAGCUGGGAGGUUAGUCAAUAAUUGGACAAAGGUCCAACUUUAUACCUGGGAGCUAAAGCUCUGAAAGGAACACGGAGGACAUCAUAUCAGAGUUGUUGAGGCUGGAAUGUCCUAAUUUUAGGCCACAGAUAUCUCCCUGUAUCAUUGUUUUUAGCACAGUUCAGUAAAUUUAAGUCUAUCUUUGUGGUUGGCACAUGUCAGGGGGCUAGGAUUUUUGCUCAGAUAACUCAUCUGGCAGUCAGCAUUGUCCCUAUAAUCCCUGUGAUUUGUCUAAAAUUUAAGUGUGCACACAGUUGUGCACAAAACCACACACACACACACACACACACACACACCCUAGCAAACCCUGAGCCUAUCAGGAUAUCUUCAGACUCCAUGAUUUACAUUUCAGUCUUUGAAGGGGAAGGCUUUUUUCCAGUGAUGCGAUCUCCCAGGCUUAGGCUAUGGUUUGACUGCAAUGCUGUCUUCCUCAGGAAGAAUUCAUUAUUGUAGUCAUUAUAUCAUAUGUCUGUUGGUAAUAAAAAGGGUGCUUACCUUCCUCCCUGGGAUGUGGGAGAAAUUGUGCCAGGUUGUAUACUGUGAAGCCAUUUAGCUCUUAAAGGCACCUGCCCAAGAGAGUGCAGUAUUAUUGACAUUCCUUUCCUUCCUCAAGGCCAAGUGAACUGUGUCCUCUGCUCUGGGUGGGGCCCAGGAAAUGGGCUAUUAUCCAGGCCUAUAAGCCAUACUUGAUUUUUGUAUCAAUUUACUUGUUUUUUUCCUGUGAUCUUGGUUCCAAACAAAGAAUUGUCACCCCAUUCUCGUCGAUGGUGCCUGACCCUUGUAAGUUGUAAUUUACAGUCAUAUUCUUAAGGGUAUAUGUGGUGUGUGUGUGUGUGUGUGUGUGUGUGAG